AUGGAGCUUUGGAAUUCUACCCUGGGAAGUGGCUUCAUCUUGGUUGGGAUUCUGGAUGACAGUGGCUCCCCUGAACUGCUCUGUGCCACAUUCACAGCCCUGUACAUGUUGGCUAUGAUCAGCAAUGGCCUACUCCUCCUGGUCAUCACCAUGGAUCCCCGGCUCCAUGUGCCCAUGUAUCUUCUGCUCUGGCAGCUCUCUCUUAUGGAUCUCCUCCUCACAUCAGUUAUCACUCCCAAGGCAGUUAUUGAUUUCCUGCUUAAAGACAACACCAUCUCAUUUGGAGGCUGUGCCCUUCAGAUGUUCCUGGAACUGACACUGGGUGGUGCAGAAGACCUUCUUCUGGCCUUCAUGGCCUAUGAUAGGUAUGUGGCCAUUUGUCACCCUCUGAACUACAUGAUCUUCAUGAAGCCUAGGAUCUGCUGGCUUGGGGUGUUCAUAUCAUGGGCCUUGGCAUCUCUGAGUGCAGUAGGAUAUACCAUCUACACCAUGCAAUACCCUUUCUGCAAAUCGAGGAAGAUCAAACACCUGUUCUGUGAGAUCCCUCCAUUGCUGAAGCUGGCCUGUGCAGACACCUCCACAUAUGAGCUCAUGGUUUAUGUGAUGGGUGUGAUCUUCCUACUUCUCCCUCUUGCUGCCAUUCUUUCUUCUUAUACACUAAUUCUUCUCACUGUGCUCCACAUGAAUUCACAUGAAGGCAGAAAGAAAGCUCUUGUCACUUGCUCCUCACACCUAACUGUGGUUGGAAUGUGGUAUGGGGGAGUUUUCAUGUAUGUCCUACCCAGUUCCUUUCACACCCCUAAACAAGACAAUAUCUUCUCUGUUUUCUAUACAAUUGUCACCCCAGCUCUGAAUCCCCUCAUCUACAGCCUGAGGAAUAGGGAGGUGACUGGGGCUUUGAAGAGAGUCCUGGGAGGAUGCCUAUUGCCAGAACACUGUACAUUCUAA
Messenger RNA from Rattus rattus (black rat), 948 nucleotides. RefSeq names its product olfactory receptor 2AG1-like. Gene Ontology annotation, molecular function: olfactory receptor activity; G protein-coupled receptor activity. The record is from RefSeq and is a predicted model, not a curated record. Gene Ontology annotation, biological process: G protein-coupled receptor signaling pathway. Gene Ontology annotation, cellular component: membrane. NCBI's taxonomy places the organism in Eukaryota, Metazoa, Chordata, Mammalia, Rodentia, Muridae.